CAGCAUCCAUCAUGUUGCUCUGCAGGUGGUCGGCAGUAUGGACGCCCACCCCAGCAGGUACUGCGCCACAGUCCGCGUCCAGAGACCCAGGCAGGAGGUCAUCCAGGACCUGGCCUCCAUGGUGCGAGAGCUCCUGAUCCAGUUCUACAAGUCGACACGGUACAAGCCCACCAGGAUCAUCUUCUACAGAGACGGCGUGUCGGAGGGGCAGUUCAGACAGGUGCUGCACUACGAGCUGCUGGCCAUCAGGGAGGCGUGCAUCAGUCUGGAGAAGGAGUACCAGCCGGGGAUCACCUUUAUCGUGGUCCAGAAGCGCCAUCACACCCGUCUCUUCUGCGCAGAUCGGAACGAGCGGGUGGGGCGAAGCGGGAACAUUCCUGCCGGAACCACCGUGGACACGGACAUCACCCACCCUUACGAGUUCGACUUCUACCUGUGCAGCCACGCUGGAAUCCAGGGAACCAGCCGGCCGUCCCACUACCACGUCCUGUGGGACGAUAACUGCUUCACUGCGGACGAGUUCCAGCUCCUCACCUACCAGCUGUGCCACACCUACGUCCGCUGCACGCGCUCCGUCUCCAUACCGGCGCCGGCCUACUACGCCCACCUGGUGGCCUUCCGCGCGCGCUACCACCUGGUGGACAAAGAGCACGACAGCGCCGAAGGAAGCCACAUCUCAGGGCAGAGCAACGGCAGGGACCCCCAGGUUCUGGCCAAGGCGGUGCAGAUCCACCACGACACCCUGAGGACCAUGUACUUCGCCUGAAUGCCCGGCUCCGCCCACGGCGCUCCACAAGAGAUCGGAGAGGAAACCUCCUAAAUGUCUGUAGUUGCUCCCGGUUUACAUGCUGUGAAGGAAGCGGUUCUGAUCCGACUGCUGAGCCGCUUUACGUGGGCGGGGGGGUGAAGGCCUCGCCGAGACCUGGGAAGCUCCUCCAGCUCCGCUUGUGUUUUACUUUUCGUCUUAUUUAUGGAUCUUUUUCUCCUUUUAUUUAAAUCCUCCUGAUUUCUGAUCUUUGGUUGAGAAACAGACGUAGUGUUUAGACGGUUCUGUCUGUCCGCUGAAACGGUUUCUGAUCGACGUCUGGCGUCUGAACUCCCUUUUCUGAUUGGCCGUCUGUAUCGAAGUGCCUGAUAGGGUCAGAAAGUGAUCGGCCGGUACGGAGGGAAUGUUUUGAUUGGACGGAUUCUGCAGAUGGUUCCGAUUUGAUCAUUUUCUGCUAAUUAAUCAUCAAACUUAACAUCCUCAGAUUGAAGAUGCCAAACUCAGGCGCCGUUUGUUAGAGUUUAAGCUCAUGUUGGUUUUGGGUCGGAAACGUCUCGUUUGGUCGGAAGAAAAAGCCUCAAACCGGACGUUGUGACGGAAACGUCUCUGUGAUUUCGUUAUGCAAUAAGAAUCUGACUUUUUUUGUUUUGUUUUCGGGCUUUUCUGCCGCAGUGCCGUUGAGCCUCCUCACUCUAACCCAAAUGAAGCCGUCGGGGCUUCAUCACUCGGACCAAACCUACGUGCCUGCUCGCUCGCGGCUUCCUGCCGAUUGGCUCGCCACGUCCAGCCCGUUUUCUGGCGCUGCUUCAUCGGACUGGAACCAUCAGAACCGUUUGUUCCGUCUGCCUCCACUUUUACUUGAAGAUAAUUUGAGGUCGGAGCGCGUUCGACGUAUUUGACCGAGAAUGGACCUCCAGAACCCGUCUCACAGAUGCCUUUGAUCUCCUUCAAUUGAAGCGUUUUGAAGUCUGAAUAAAGAUAUAUUUAUAGCUGCAGAUGAAAACCAAACGCACGUUUAGCCACUUUUUGUCUAAAACAAUUAAAGGACCUAUUUAAGAGAAGAAUUUAUGGAUUAUAAUCAGAAUCUGAGUUUAUUCAAUUAAUGUCCAGAAAUCAGAAGUUUUAUAUCUCGUUUAACUUACCUUUCAGAUUUAUGAAGUUAAAAACCUUGAUGUUUUUUUUUUUAGGUGCUUUGUUUUUGUUCUGGUUGGGUUUUAUUCAAAGCUUAGAUCAAACCCUGAGUUGGUUCUGAAAACAAACCUGGACCUGACCGGAUGGCGAUGAACUGUCCAAUCAGACCUGGUUCUGGUUCUGGUCUGCCUCCCAAGUUGGUUCUACAAAACAUUCUCAUCUGAACUUCUAAAAAUAUGUUUAUUUCGUUUUAUUUCCCUUUCAGGACCUGUUUAGCUGAAACACCAUACCUGUGAUUGGACCGUUUGAAUCCCCGUCGUCCAAUCAGGUUGAGGUUUGACAGAUCAGCUUAAAAUGGAAACAUUUUAACGUUUUAGCUGCGGGGAAUUAUUUAAAAGCAACUUUCUAGUAAUUAAAGAAUGAGGAGAGUUUGUAUUAAAAAGGAAGAAAUUAAUUCCUAAGGUUUUCAUUGGGAAAGGAUAAAGAUCGUCUGCCAGUUUGGGAAAAUUAAUGCAAAGUUUUCAUUUUACCAUCUCAGAACCCAGUGGUACCAGAACCAUUUAACCUGAAGGACCUUUUAUGAAGAUGGUCUUUCCUGUAAAUUAGAUUUAAAAUCGUAUCUCUAUAUUUAUUUAGUAUUUUAAAUAAUAUAAUCGGUUUGUAAUCUCUGGAAACGAAUCCGAUGUCCAGAAUAUCGGCAGCCCCGUCUUUUAAUAAUUGUUUCUGUCAUCUCUUCAUUUUCUUGUGAAACUGGUGCUUAAUAAAAGUUGAAAUGUUCUUCGCUGCGUCACAGAUCUGGAUCUCAAACCCAGGCUGUGAUCAGAACCAGAGGAAGGAGUCAUUUCUCGGGCCGGAGUUCGUCCUCCAGCCUGGUUCUGCUGCGGUUAGAAAACCUCCACUGAAAUGAUCCAUCAGCGCCUCCUUCCUGCUCUGCUUCGGGUUUUUACAUGAUGGAGGGGAGGUUCCGAAGUUUACCGUCGGAACCGUAGAGGGGAGGUUCCGAAGUUUACCGUCGGAACCGUAGAGGGGAGGUUCCGAAGUUUACCGUCGGACCCGUAGAGGGGAGGUUCCGAAGUUUACCGUCGGACCCGUAGAGGGGAGGUUCCGAAGUUUCGGACCCAUAGAGGGGAGGUUCUGAAGUUAACCGUCGGACCCGUAGAGGGGAGGUUCCGAAGUUUACCGUCAGACCCGUAGAGGGGAGGUUCCGAAGUUUCGGACCCAUAGAGGGGAGGUUCUGAAGUUAACCGUCUGACCCGUAGAGGGGAGGUUCCGAAGUUUACCGUCGAACCCGUAGAGGGGAGGUUCCGAAGUUUACCGUCGAACCCGUAGAGGGGAGGUUCCGAAGUUUACCGUCGGACCCAUACAGGGGAGGUUCCGAAGUUUCGAACCCAUUGACCGUCACAGACUGUGCCUUUGCUGAUGGUGCUGAUAAAGUUCUGGUCUACAUGAACCUGUGCGGAUCGUGGCCCUGCUGUAUGCUGUGUUCAUGUGUCGUAAUAUUUGUGUAAUGCCAAGUAAAUAAAAUAUGCAGAGCUUGAACGGACCGGACCAAAAGGCCCGUGAGCGAUCAUGGAAACUCUGGAGCACAACUGGAAACCAAACGCCUCUGUCAGUACCGGCUGUGUCCGCGUGGAUGUGAUGUAGCAUUAUUUAUUUCACAGCUGCAGCGCCCCCUGGUGUUAUUUCUUCUUUUGUUUUUUGUUUUUAUUAACAGCAAUAAUGGGUCAGACUAGCGUGCGGUGGUUCUGUGGGGCUCUCACAUGAAGGAAUGAAUCCAAACCCGUUUCUCAUGUUUGAUACUGUAACCUGGAUGUCAGGACGGCUCCUUUUACCUCCUCCUGCUCUUAUCUGGAGCCUUUUUAGUUGCCCUAUUUAAUUUUUGGAAUAAAGAUAUUCAACAGG
Messenger RNA from Cyprinodon variegatus (sheepshead minnow), 3799 nucleotides. RefSeq names its product argonaute 3, RISC catalytic component (gene ago3b). The transcript is spliced from 6 exons. The record is from RefSeq and is a predicted model, not a curated record. NCBI's taxonomy places the organism in Eukaryota, Metazoa, Chordata, Actinopteri, Cyprinodontiformes, Cyprinodontidae. Gene Ontology annotation, molecular function: nucleic acid binding. Bases 38 to 766 code for a protein of 242 amino acids.